Molecule: messenger RNA, 2148 nt
Organism: Paramuricea clavata
Lineage: Eukaryota; Metazoa; Cnidaria; Anthozoa; Malacalcyonacea; Plexauridae
Source: the annotation of a GenBank genome assembly
AUGAUUUGCUGUUUACGUCUAAGAUCUAUUACAAUUUCAGAUUCAAAACGACCUAGUCAACCAAAACUUUUGAAAUACCCAGUGAACAAGAGCAUUAAUCCCAAAACAAAGAAAACAAAGAGUUUCAGUAGCUCUUGGUAUAGUAGGUUUCCUUGGUUGGAGUACAGCGUUGAGAGAGAUGCAGCGCUCUGUUAUUGUUGUCGAAAUUUCACUGCUAACAAAGCAAAUUCAGCGGGUGCAUCAGCUUUCACAACAACUGGAUACAGGAACUGGGCUAAUGCUCUUGAUAAGGACAAAGGAUUUCUUCAGCACGAACGAUCAGAACUUCAUAAAAACAGCUAUUCAAAUUGGAUGACCUGGCAAAAAGUUCAAGAGGGUUCUGAGAUAAACAUUAUCCAAAGGCUGUGUCCUGAUAGAGCCACGGUUGCAAGUGAAAACAGAGAGUAUCUUAGACAUCUCCUCAAGUAUGUACUCUGGUUUACAACCAACGAGCUUGCAAUGCGCGGAGAUGAUGAGUCUGAUGAGUCUAAGAACCCGGGAAAGUGGAUAACAUUUAUUAAACUGCAGUUAGAAAUGAAUCCCACAUUUAGAGAAUUGCACAAUAAAGUUACGAAGUCUAAGAGUACAGAUUACACAAGUAAAACAAGUGUAAAUGGCUUCAUCGAGAUUAUAGCAGACAGCGUGCGUAAGGUCAUUUGCUCCCAAAUAAAGGAUGCUGGGAUGUUUUCAGCUCUUAUUGACGAAAGCAAAGACACAGCAAAAAGAGAAGAGUUUGCCCUGGCUGUUAGACACUUCGCUCGUAAGGUAGUUGAACGUUUUUAUGACCUUAGGCAUUUGGAAUCAUUCGAUGCCAGAACAAUCAUGAACGUUACAAAGGAAAUAGUUGCUAACAUCAUUCAAAGUUCAGAAGGAUCUAUAGUUGUUUCAUUGGGAGCUGACGGGGCCAGCGUUAUGUCUGGAGAGUUUGGUGGCGUUGCAGAAUUAUUAAGAUCUGAACAUUUCCAUUGGUUGAUUUAUAUCCACUGCACAGCACACCGCAUUAACCUCUUGGUGAACGAUCUGAUAAAGGACUCCAACCUGGCUGUUGACGUUAUGAAAACAAUCAAUUCUUUAUAUUCGUUUCUCAACAUACCUAAAGUUAGAAUGGUCUAUGAAGCAAUGCAUCAAGAGCUAUUUCCUAAAAGUCAGAUAAAGCACUUAGUCCAACAAAUUGAGAUACGGUGGGGCUGUAAAUUUGAAGCAGUGGAUCUUAUGACUGAUAAACCUCAAGUAAUUCUGGCUACCCUCGUAAGGGUCACACAAAAUCCUGAUGUUCACGACCCAAAACAUGUUGAACAAGCCAGCGGAUUUUACCAUAAACUUAUCUCAGGAAAGUUUAUUAUUUCCCUCAUCACAUUGAAAGCAUAUCUGGCAGAAAUGUUUUACUUGUCGAAGGAACUGCAAAGCGAAGAAAUAAACUGGACUGAUGUGCAAUACGAGAUUGAAAGAGUGAAGCAAUCCAUUUCUACAAUGGAUGAUGACAAGUUACGUACAGAAGCAAGUAUCUACUCUGAAAAGAUUGGGAUUCCGUUCAACAAUUUGGAGUUGGAACUCCCAAUACAUGCAACCCGCUCAGCUGCUACAAACAAUGCUGUCAGUAGAACAGAGAAAACAAUCAAAGACCUGAAUAGCUACAUGAAGCAAAAAAUUAAAGAAGAGUUCAAGGUACGUUUUGAAGAAAAGAACAUUGAGAUAAUGAGGGCUCUUGAAGCUCUAGAUGCCUCAAAAGAAAACUACCUGGAGAUUGAAGCCUUGGACUAUUUGAUUGACCAUUUUGACUGUCUAAAUGUAAAUCGCUCGAUAUUGGCGAUUGAGAUUUCUAGGGCAAAAAUGGAUUUUAGAAUGGGGCUCCCAAUCAGUGAGAAGAGAUCUGAAAACUUAAUGAAGUUGAUAACUCUGAAAAACACUAUUGCUACAACAACAGCAACAGUUGAAAGAUCAUUCUCUGGAAUGAACAGAGUAUGCUCGAAACUACGAUCCAGAACCACAGCAAACCGUUUAGGGGAUUUAUUGUGUAUAUCUCUCAACAAGGAUCUGGCCAAUGAACUGGAUGUAGAAGUUUUGAUUGACAAUUGGGCUGCAAAGUCGAACAGAAGAAUCAAUGUUUAG